Molecule: messenger RNA, 1989 nt
Organism: Alnus glutinosa
Lineage: Eukaryota; Viridiplantae; Streptophyta; Magnoliopsida; Fagales; Betulaceae
Product: cytochrome P450 93A3-like
Exons: 2
Coding region: 33-1589 (518 amino acids)
Cellular component (GO): membrane
Molecular function (GO): oxidoreductase activity, acting on paired donors, with incorporation or reduction of molecular oxygen, NAD(P)H as one donor, and incorporation of one atom of oxygen; iron ion binding; heme binding
Source: RefSeq, a predicted model, not a curated record
AUCUUUCUAAAUUGUAUUACUAAGAUCCAACCAUGGCUCAUGAUUUGCAAGGCUACAUCAUACCUUUCCUCAUAUGGCUAGUCUCCGUCAUCCUGGUCCGAGCCAUAUUCCAAAGAACCAAGAGCAAGGUUCGUCUUCCACCGAGCCCAAUGGCCCUGCCAAUCAUUGGACACCUCCACCAUCUAGCCUCAUUACCUCACCAAGCUCUUUACAAGCUCUCAAAUCGCCAUGGACCCUUAAUUCAUAUUUUCCUUGGCUCUGUCCCUUGCGUUGUUGCUUCCUCCCCUGAAAUGGCAAAAGAGUUCCUCAAAACUCAUGAAGCUUCUUUUUCUAACCGGCCCCACAUAGCCGCUUUGGAUUACCUUACUUACGGCUCCGCUAACUUUGCAUUUGUACCUUAUGGGCCUUACUGGAAAUUCAUGAAGAAAAUUUGCAUGUCGGAACUUCUCAGCGGCCGAAAACUGGAUCAGCUCCUUCCAGCCAGGCGUGAAGAGAUAAAAAGGUUCGUGCAAUUCAUAUUACAAAAGGCGGAAGCAGGCGAGGCUGUUGAUGUUGGAGGACAGCUUAUGAGGGUAACGAAUAAUGUCAUAUCGAGAAUGGUCAUGAGCGUAAGGUGUUCGGAAACUGAACAUGAAGCCGACGAAGUGGCAAAGGUGGUGAAAGCCACGGCUGAGCUUUCAGGGAAGUUUAACUUGUCGGACUUUAUUUGGUUCUGUAAGAAUUUAGAUUUACAGGGAUUUGGGAAAAGGCUCCAGGAAGUUCGCGGCAACUUUGACAGUAUGAUGGAAAGGAUUAUGAAGGAGCACGAAGAGGCAAGGAAGAAAGAGAAAGAUAUGGACGGAGGUUAUGCAGUGAAGGAUUUGCUUCAUAUUCUGCUUGAUAUAUAUGAAGACAAGAGUUCAGAGAUGAGAUUGACAAGAGAAAACAUAAAGGCAUUCAUCCUGGAUAUAUUUGUAGCUGGGACCGAUACAUCUGCUAUUACUACGGAAUGGGCACUGGCAGAGCUAAUCAACCACCCAAGUGGGAUGAAUAGAGCAAGACAAGAAAUCGAUUCUGUAGUUGGAAAGAGCAGACUAGUAGAAGAAUCAGAUAUUACGAACCUUCCGUACCUCCAAGCUAUAGUAAAAGAGACAUUAAGGCUUCACCCGCCCGGCCCAAUAAUUGUGAGAGAGUCAUCUGAACACUGCACUGUUGGUGGUUACGAGAUUCCGGCAAAGACCAGACUGUUUGUUAAUGUGUGGGCCAUCGGAAGAGACCCCAAGCACUGGGAGGACCCGCUGGAGUUCCGACCAGAGAGGUUUAUUAUUAGCGAAUCAGAGGGUAGUGUUAAGAGCCAGUUGGAUGUGAGAGGACAGCAUUUUCAUCUGCUGCCGUUUGGAAGUGGAAGAAGAGGGUGCCCUGGAGCCUCACUCGCGCUACAGGUUGUUCCGACAACUCUUGCUACUAUGAUUCAAUGCUUUGAAUGGAAGGUUGUUGGGGAAGAUGGUGCUGUUAACAUGGAGGAAGGACCUGGGCUAACCCUCCCAAGGGCUCAUCCCUUGAUUUGUGUCCCAGCGGCUAGGCUCCAACCAUUUCCCUCAAUCUCAUAAAUCAGAACCACAAAGAAUCCAAUCCAAAUCACGUACAACUAAAGGAAGAGAUAUUACAGGCAAUUAUGGUUUUUUCUCGCUACUUAUGGGACAAAGUGUUCUAUAGAUGUGCCUUGUGAUGAAAGUAAAACUUGGACACCAAGCAAAUAUUGAAAUUUAUACCUUAUGGUUUGGACUUUAUAGUAGGCCUGUACAAACGAAGUGGUUAUAACCAUUCCGCAACCGCUAACCGUUAACCCCAAAAUUACUUUUAAAAGCGGUUAUAAAUAACCGCUAACCGCUUAGAUAGAGGCGGUUAGUAAUUUUAGCUGUAGGCGGAGGCGGUUAAUAACUACUAAUCGCCUACCCUUAUAUAUAUAUAUAUUAAAAAUUUGUUUGUAUUUGGUUAUUUGGAUUUGUA